AUGACGAAACUUUCUGAAGAUAGAGAGACUAUCCCCCAAGGUGUUCAAAAUGCCGAACAGAGGAGUUCAGAAGGGAGAGAAGUGGAUGAAUCAAGUGGAUCCAUGAGAGAGAAGGCAAAUGGAGAAGCAGGAUCCGAUUCUGAGGGGAAUCACGGGAACAAUUAUUUGGAGAGCAGUCCCCAAGAAAUGGACCAAGCACAUGAAGAGUCAUCAAGCCUUGAUGAUGUUGGGAAUGCUGAGAUUUCCGAAGAUGAACCUCUUAGUAAAUGGAAGCGUCCUUCCGGGAGAAAGGUUCAGGCCAAAAGCGGUGAGGAGUUUAGCUGCAACAUUUUAGUCUUUUCAAUACAAAUAUAGAUGGGAACUUGAAUUAAGAUGACUACCACAUAACUUUAACACACUUGUAGUCACCCUGUAGAAUGUAAAAUAACAACCAUUCCCACGUCUAGAGUGAAAAAUGAUAGAGCAUUUAGGUUUUAGGGUUAUGUCCAUCUUAUAUUUGUUAAUAGGUUUAGCUUAUGAUUCAUGAGGGUGUGGUUCAUCCGUCCAAUUUAGUUUAUAUGAUAAGUGGGGCGUUGUGUACAGGUAGCUAUACCU
Molecule: messenger RNA, 594 nt
Organism: Neltuma alba
Lineage: Eukaryota; Viridiplantae; Streptophyta; Magnoliopsida; Fabales; Fabaceae
Exons: 2
Coding region: 1-354 (117 amino acids)
Source: RefSeq, a predicted model, not a curated record